GUCUCUGAAGAGCAGGCUCUGCAGCUCAUCUGUAAGAUCCUGCGUGUCUCCUGGAAGGAGCAGGACAGAGACGUCAUCUUUCUCCCCUCGCUUGCUGCCGAGUUCCACCAGAGCAGCCCCAAAGACGGUACGGCAAAGAUGCAGGAGAUUUUGAUAUGAUGUUCUCCUUGAAUUGUAUAGCUUUUCGCAGGAGAGUCCUAGAUUAGUGGUUUAGGAUUUAGUCAUCUGAAUGCAAUAGCUAUGAAAAAAAAAAAUAAUCCUCUAACCCAAUGUUUCUGUUGAAAUUUGAAGAAAAUAUUUGUAUUACAUUGAAAUGCAAAUCAGUUUGUGCAGUCAGUUUGUUUUCUGUCAUGUAUACUGUUGUAUGUUGCACUGCAAUGACAAGAUUUCAUUUACCUGUCACAAAUGAAGUGUAUGUUUAUGAUUUCUCUUCCCCCUCCCAGUCUACUCUGACUUCAAAGACCUGAUUGGCCAGAUCCUGAUGGAGGUUCUCAUGAUGUCCACCAUGUCGCACGUCCACAACCCCUUCGCCAGCCUGACCGCCACAUCCCAGCCAAUUGCUGCUGCCAAAUCUCCCGACCACCACCUGACGCUGGUCCAGCCCUCUAGUCAGGGCGGCAGUCCCAUGGCCCCCUGUGCAGGCUCGUUUGGGGCCAGCUCUCUGUCCAGG
This is a messenger RNA of Coregonus sp. 'balchen', 670 nucleotides long. The record is from the annotation of a GenBank genome assembly. Lineage: Eukaryota; Metazoa; Chordata; Actinopteri; Salmoniformes; Salmonidae.